CCUCCGACUUGACACCGGUGCCGUGUGGACCCAUUGAGCGCAGUCUCUGAACAGGAGUACCUCCCUCGGCGGACGGUUGCGGCAGCCUCCUGGCUCAGCUAUAUCUCAUUUCUCUGGAUUUAAACGUCGCAGAAUAAAUUCCGGGAUGCCUUCCAAUAAAAAUCUCCAAGGUGGGAAGGCAUUUGGGCUGUUGAAGGAGCAGCAGAGGCAAAAAUUGGAAGAGAUAAACAAGGAGUAUCUGGAGGACCAGAAAUACAGGGAUGAAGACGACCUUGCCGAGAAACUGGAAGGUUUCAAAAAUAAAUACGCUGAGUUUGACCUGAAUGACCAAGGAGAGAUUGAUAUGAUGGGCCUGAAGCGGAUGAUGGAGAAGCUGGGCGUGCCCAAGACCCACCUGGAGCUGAAAAAGAUGAUCCUGGAGGUCACGGGCGGCAGCAGCAGCAACACAAUCGACUACAGGGACUUUGUCAAGAUGAUGCUUGGCAAGCGCUCGGCCGUGCUCAAAUUAGUCUUGAUUUUUGAAGACAAAGCCAACGGCUCCCCCUGCAAGCCGGAAGGACCCCCUCCGAAGCGGGACAUAGCGAGCCUGCCUUAAGCGUGUCCUCCAGACAGCUGGGGUGGGGGGGGGGGCUGAGGGACCCUCGUGUGGAAUAACAUGUGGAGUGUCGUAUUAAUGUGGGACCAGUGAUUGAGGAUGUUAUUUUUGUGAAUAUACAAUGUGUGCAAGGUUUCUGUUAUUUGGAAGACUGAGCCCAAAACUCACUAAAUGAUGUUUGACUGUGAAUAUGAUCAUCCAUCUAUAUAUAUUUUUAUUUUUUUCCCUAAUUAAAAUGUAGCAGUGGUAGUUGUACUGGGCUUGAUGAAAUCAGUUUUGUAGUAAGUGUUUCAUAGUUAUGUUUUUAAGGGAACAUUCUUCACAGAUUUCUUUUUCUUGUUUUUUUUUUUUUUUUUUUUAAAUAUUAUUUUUAUGACGCUUAUCGGGAAGCACAAGGAAAAGGAGCAGUUUUCUUAUCUUUUUUUUUUUCUCCGACACAUUUUUGCACUGUCCUCAGUGGUCUUGCAUGGAUUCUUGCCAGGCCAAUCUUAGUCAACGCUUUUAGAUCAGGUGCCAGAGAUUACAAGCACAGCAGCCCCUCUUCCUGUGGGUCAUCGGCUCUUAGAGGCGAACUACUGAUCUGGAAUCAGUAACUUAAGUUAGCGCGAUAAACGUUUCAGCAGAUCAGAGCACUGCUUGGUGUCUUUUCAUUUUUACUCGCACAUAACUGAGAGGAAAAAAAAAGAAAGAGCAUUUCAGUUUCAGUGUGCGGCUUGAAGCAACGCUGACACCCACCUUUAGAUCUGUGAGGUUUGUUCAUUUUGGAAGGAGUGUGAUUUACGAGCACACGAACCGACAAUAAGAAGAAAAAAAAAAUGUACAUAGCAUUCUCCACACAGUACAAUCAUAUUCUUUCCAAGUGCCUCGACAUGCAGAUAACCGUAGAGCUUACAGUUUAGGAGAUGGAGGGAGUGCACGCAGGUGUUAAGUUCAGGCAGUCCGCUUACUCAUUCCACAUAAAACCAUAAAACAACUUCGGCAUUUGAUCGGUUUAAGGGCGUUCGUCAGAUUCCGUCUACGUGGUUUUUAUUAUCAUUUUUUUUGAGUGAAAUUCACUCAAGUGGUGGAUUUAAAAUUCUGUUUUUUUUUUUUUUUUAACGUUUUCCUUUUCUAACCAUUAUUUUAUAUGUCGCUGCAAACAUUUAAUCUGUUCAUGGCGUGGUUUUAUCCUGGAUUCAUCCGUAUCGUUUCGUCAGCCGGCCGUUUAUCACCGUUUUAACAGGGUUUGAGUUCUGUAAUUUGUGCCUCUGUGUUUGUCUCUCCGCUGUAAAUCUCCCUGUAAGUCAAUCACACUAUUUACUGUGAAAUUGGAACUUGUUUUACACAAUUAACGCUAUUUUUUUCGUUUGUUUGUUUUAAGUCUUGUAGGUAUAUUACACAUUUUAGAGUUUGUUAGAGAUUGUUCGCAGACACCAAAGGAAUUAAAAUUCUUCUUACACUGA
Mugil cephalus (flathead mullet) is the source of this 2037-nucleotide messenger RNA. RefSeq names its product allograft inflammatory factor 1-like (gene aif1l). Gene Ontology annotation, molecular function: calcium ion binding; actin filament binding. Gene Ontology annotation, biological process: actin filament bundle assembly; ruffle assembly. Bases 146 to 595 code for a protein of 149 amino acids. Lineage: Eukaryota; Metazoa; Chordata; Actinopteri; Mugiliformes; Mugilidae. The record is from RefSeq and is a predicted model, not a curated record. Gene Ontology annotation, cellular component: actin filament; ruffle membrane. The transcript is spliced from 6 exons.